UCUGGGGCGUUUCACUGGGACUGCCCGGCUGUGUCCGGGUAAGAUGGCGUUGGAAGAGCAGUGCUCGGCACCACCUCGAUGGCGGUCCAUAUCCCUGACACACGUAGAGUUCCCCGAGGGUACGUACGCUCAGCGUCUUCCUCCAACUGCCGAAGCUCUGGUAACCAGCAGCCGCUUUGUGAUUUUCGAGCAGCGCGAGUGUUUUCUCUCGCUACUGAAUGGACAACGGCCGUCGGUGACCUGACGGGACAAGUGUUGGCCUACAUCAGCCUGCUGCCCAUAGCAGUCCUUGUGGGUUUCGUCACGCUCAUAGUGUUUAAACGGGAGCUGCACACGAUUUCCUUCUUUGGUGGGCUCAUCCUGAACGAAGGGGUGAACUGGCUGCUGAAGCACAUUCUCAGAGAGCCACGCCCAUGUGCAGGGGCUCACACAAACCUGCACACAGAGUAUGGCAUGCCCUCCAGUCAUUCCCAGCUCAUCUGGUUCUUUGUUGUUUACUUCUUUCUUUUCCUUUAUUUAAGAAUGCAUCAAACGAACAAUGCUCGAUGUGUGGACCUGCUGUGGAGACACAUACUGUCCAUCAUCCUGUUGGGCAUGGCCUUAUCAGUCUCAUACAGCAGAGUCUACCUGUUGUAUCAUACCUGGAGCCAGGUUUUCUAUGGCGGAGUCGCUGGUAGUACGAUUGGCAUAGUCUGGUUCUUUAUCACACAGGAGGUGCUGACACCAUUAUUCCCCAAAAUAGCAGCGUGGCCAAUAUCAGAGUACUUCCUGGUGCGAGACACAAGCCUGAUCCCCAACAUCUUAUGGUUUGAGUAUACAGUGACCAGAUCAGAGGCAAGGAACAGACAACGAAAGCUUGGAACAAAACUUCAGUGAUCUACACACUUCUUUUGUGAAACUGAGUGUAGGACCACACAAACACACACACACACACACACACACACACACGUUCUCACAAACACACACAAAUGCUCACUCGACAAAAAAAACACACUGGAGAACCAUCUUUUGGACUGACAUGGUUGCAAGGAGUAAAGGGCAAAAAACCGUUUACAGGUGGCGAAAGAGUGCCUGGACCUGGCCCGGAGCCUACAGCCUGAGCGAGUCCGUCCACACGCCUCUCCUCAUUGUACAGCUUGCCCAAAAUGCUCUUCAGUGCAUGCAAGACUGUGCAAGAGGCAUACUAUUUAAUGAUAGAUUAAUAUAUAGAUUUUAACUAUAAACGCACGCUGACAGUAUGUGUGUACUGUAAGAGAUUCAAGGAGCCAAAAAGGAGCCUUUGGUUAAAUUUCAAACAAAAUGGUGGGCGUCAUUGCAGCAUGAAUUUAGU
Xiphias gladius (swordfish) is the source of this 1330-nucleotide messenger RNA. It is a transcript of the gene dolpp1, whose product is annotated as dolichyldiphosphatase 1. Bases 79 to 876 code for a protein of 265 amino acids. Gene Ontology annotation, cellular component: intracellular membrane-bounded organelle; endoplasmic reticulum membrane. The record is from RefSeq and is a predicted model, not a curated record. Gene Ontology annotation, biological process: protein N-linked glycosylation; lipid biosynthetic process. Gene Ontology annotation, molecular function: dolichyldiphosphatase activity. Lineage: Eukaryota; Metazoa; Chordata; Actinopteri; Istiophoriformes; Xiphiidae. The transcript has 8 exons.